Drosophila albomicans is the source of this 627-nucleotide messenger RNA. RefSeq names its product prolyl 4-hydroxylase subunit alpha-1-like. The record is from RefSeq and is a predicted model, not a curated record. Bases 1 to 627 code for a protein of 208 amino acids. Gene Ontology annotation, cellular component: endoplasmic reticulum. Gene Ontology annotation, biological process: peptidyl-proline hydroxylation to 4-hydroxy-L-proline. Gene Ontology annotation, molecular function: iron ion binding; procollagen-proline 4-dioxygenase activity; L-ascorbic acid binding. NCBI's taxonomy places the organism in Eukaryota, Metazoa, Arthropoda, Insecta, Diptera, Drosophilidae. The transcript is spliced from 3 exons.
AUGGAACAGAUCUCGAUGGAUCCAGAUAUAUUCGUGUUCCACAAUGUGAUCUCUAGCGCAGAGAUUGCAAUUUUAGACCGGGAAAUGGAAGCAUUUCUGGUUCCUGCCAAAGUAGCUACUCCUGAAGGAGAGAAAGUUUCCAGUUAUCGCACAGUAAAGAGCGUUAGGUUGCCUCAUGUAAAUGUUUCAAGAGAAGUGAAUUUGCUGGCCGUGCGAUUGCAUAAACGAAUGUCGGAUUUGUCGGAUUUUAAUCUCGACAGUUAUAGUGACGUCAUGCAGGUGCUUAAGUAUGACUUUGGAGGACAUGCCAGCAUUCACAAUGAUUACUUCAAGAACUCCAGCAGCGAGGAUCGCAUUGCCACAAUUUUGUUUUAUCUCAAUGAUGUGUCUAGUGGUGGUGGAACAGUGUUUUUUGACCUCAACUUGACGGUGCAGCCAGAGCCUGGCAAAGCUGUUCUCUGGUACAAUUUGAAUUUAGAUACAUUUGACUACGAAGAGCGAAACAUACAUGCAUCUUGCCCUGUCAAGAUUGGCUCUAAAUUUGCCCUCACACAAUGGGUACUUGAGCAUCGACAGAUGUUCAACCGACCGUGUUUAAGGCCUCCAAAGUUGCGUCAAUACAAGUAG